Molecule: messenger RNA, 2195 nt
Organism: Schizosaccharomyces cryophilus OY26
Lineage: Eukaryota; Fungi; Ascomycota; Schizosaccharomycetes; Schizosaccharomycetales; Schizosaccharomycetaceae
Product: RTA1 like protein
Exons: 1
Coding region: 446-1333 (295 amino acids)
Cellular component (GO): fungal-type vacuole; plasma membrane
Source: RefSeq, a predicted model, not a curated record
GUGGGUUUUGUUCCGUCCAUCUGCAACUAUAGAGGGAAAGAGUAAACUUCUUCCUUAGUUGGGUUGAAUUGGUAUUACGCAGUUCCAACUUGAGUGGGAACUACUUUGACACGUUCUUUUAGUCUCUAAUAACGGAUCAGAAACGGAAUCAGUCAGUUAGCUAAUUGCAAACGUGCAGUUCGGCAAAAUUUGCUUAAUAAGCUUGACUGCUUCUCUUAAGUCGUCUUUCCUUUUUCAAUUAAAUUUAAGUAUUUUUCGAAAGAAACACCAUCUCCUCUCGUUUUUGUUUAUUUCGAUCAUUCCGAAGUAUUGACUCGUAAUUAUACCCAUAAUCGAUACCCAUAAUCGAUCUUUUUCAAUAUUUCUUCUUUAUAAUUCUUUCGCUUAUUAAUUUGAGCUUUCUACUCCUCUCCUUCUUGUGUGUAUAAUAUAGUGAAACAAAAGAAUGGCAGCAUAUGAUAACGCGUUCGGUUACAUUCCAGCUGGUUGGUUGGCAAUUAUCGCUGUCGUUUUCUUCAGUAUUUCUUUCGUCCUUCUUAUAGCGUCGUUGGUGAUCUAUCGGCACCUUUUAAUUCUUGUUCCUAUUAUUGGAACAGCCGGUGAAAUUGCUGGUUGGGCCUGUCGUAUAAAUGCUCAUUACAAUCCAAAUAACUAUGACGACUUUUUGGGUCAAAUCAUUUCCCUCAUUAUUUCACCCGUCUUUUAUUCUGCUGAAGUGUAUGUCUUGCUUUAUCACUGGGUGAUGCUUUAUGGCCCUCGUUUUUCCCUUCUCAAGCCAAAGCUAUAUGCAAUUCUUUUCAUUACUUUUGACAUUAUCGCUCUCGUCUUACAAGCAGCUGGUGGUGGUAUUGCCGGUGGUGCAAAAGAGGGUUCAAAAGAACAAGACAAGGGCUCCAACAUUAUGCUUGGUGGAAUUUGCUUUCAACUCUUCAGCACUCUUUUGUUUUCGAUUUUGGGAUUAUUUUUUGCUGCAGCGGUUUGCAAAGGUAAGCCUGUAAGACCUGGUCCCAGCAUGACAGAUACUCCUCGUUCUCGAUCCAGAGAUGCCUGCUUUGUAAGUUUAUGUUUAGCAACUAUAGCAAUUCUCGCUCGUGCUAUCUAUCGCGUUGUAGAGCUUUCAGGAGGUUGGGGCGGUAGUGUCAUCACUCACGAAGUAUGGUUUGGUGUUUUCGACUUUAUUCCAAUGAUUCUAGCAUCCCUAUUUCUAGUGCCGUCUAUCUGUCCAGCACUUCAAUCCAAAUCUGGUGGUGCAAAAGAAAACGCCUCGAUUCAUCAAACUGAUGUUUCGGAUCAAGGCGAAAAGGGUUUAUCUUCUUCUGAUAUAAAUAUUUAAAUUUCUUCUUAUAUCCCCUUUUUAUACCAUGACUCGUCCAGCAAACAAAAAGUUUUGUUUAAUUGAUAUCUAGUAUAUAUAUAUAUAUAUAUAUACUCCGAUCACCUGAUUUUUUAAUAAUUUAACAGCUGAGUAUAAACUGGCCUGAUUUUUUUUUAAUUACUAUGUAUUAAUUUACUUAUUCCCCUAGAAGUUUUUUUUUAUGAGACUAUGACAGGGGCAUCAAUUUAGUCUCGUCAAGGUCAUUUACGUACUCUGAAUUAAAAUAUUCUUUCUUUUUCGAAGUCUAUUACAGCUAUCAAACGCUGCUUACAGGAAUUAAUAACACUAAACUAAAUUUUUCUUUACUGCUAGUACCAGUUUAACCUCUUUAUUUUGGGGAUAGAUUGAAAGUUAUUAGUUUAGGUUGACACCCUACAUGAUAUAAUUUUAGCUUGCUUUUGUGGUUAUUGUAUGAUUUUCCGAAUGAUUCUUACACAAGUUUGUCAUCACAUGUAAAAAGCUUUUCUCGAAACGAAUUUUUCGUAGAUUUCAAAGUUUAGAGGUGAACUUAGGCUAUUUACAAACGAAAAUGAACAAUAACAUGUGUUCCGAGAUAAAAUAAUAAAUAUACAUUUAUGAUUAUGAUUAUUUUAGACCAAUUUGUUGUUCCAUAUUUGAAACUUUUUAUAUUGCAACCAACUCCUAAGGACUAUCAAUUCAAUUGCUUGUCUCUAAAUUUGCGACCAAAUUCUCUAUAUAUUAUUAAGAUCAACUAAGGUAGAGAGGCUCUUUUUUAUAUCUUUGGAAUUCCCUUUCUUAAAUUAAUCUACCUAUUAGAAGCAUAUAGGUCUAAACGGAGUAAUAACUAUUAAUUUUUGUU